CCCUCGGCUCCGGACGGUCCCCAGACGCGGACCGCCGAGCUCUGGACACCGCCGGGGGCCCGAGCCCAUCGGUCACCUGAGCAAAGAGGAUGAAGGUAACAGACAGAGAAAUCACUUGCUGGCUGUUCUUCACUGUGAUCUGCCUGGUGGCCUCCCCCGGGGGCAGGGCCUGUCCUCGCCGUUGUGCCUGUUAUGUGCCCGCAGAGGUACACUGCACGUUUCGGUACCUGACCUCCAUCCCAGACAACAUCCCCCGUGAUGUGGAGCGUAUCAAUUUAGGGUACAACAGCUUGGCUAGACUGACAGAAAUGGAUUUUUCUGGCCUCAACAAAUUGGAGUUACUAAUGCUGCACAGCAAUGGCAUUCACACAAUCCCUGCUAAGACCUUCUCAGAUCUGCAGGCCUUGCAGGUCUUAAAAAUGAGCUAUAAUAAAGUCCGAAAACUUCAGAAAGAUACUUUUUAUGGCCUCAGGAGCUUGACACGGUUGCAUCUGGACCACAAUAGUAUUGAGUUUAUAAACCCAGAGGUUUUCAAUGGACUUACCUUUCUCCGAUUGGUGCAUUUGGAAGGAAAUCAGCUCACUAAACUCCAUCCAGAUACAUUUGUGUCUUUGCGAUACCUCCAGAUAUUUAAAACAUCCUUCAUUAAGUAUCUAUACUUGUCUGAUAACUUCCUGAGCUCCCUUCCUCAAGAGAUGGUCUCCUAUAUGCCUAAUCUGGAAAGUCUUUAUCUUCAUGGAAACCCCUGGACCUGUGAUUGCCACUUAAAAUGGUUGUCUGACUGGAUACAGGAGAAGCCAGAUAUAAUAAAAUGCAAAAAGGACAGAAGUCCCUCCAGUCCUCAGCAAUGUCCACUUUGCAUGAACCCCAGGACCUCUAAAGGCAAGCCCUUAGCUAUGGUCCCAGCUGUGGCUUUCCGGUGUGCCAAGCCAAGCAUUGACCCAUUCCUGAAACUGAAGAGCCUGCCGAUUUUGGAAGACAGUGGUUCUGUGUCCAUGUCUCCCCAAGAUUUCAUGUCACCCUUGGGCUCCCUCACAUUGAAUCUGACAGACCAGUCUGGAAAUGAAGCUAACAUGGUCUGCAGUAUUCAGAAGCCCUCCCAGACAUCCUCCAUUGUACUCACUGAGGAAAAUGACUACAUCAUGCUAAAUACAUCAUUUUCAACAUUUCUGGUGUGUAACAUAGAUUACAGUCACAUUCAGUCAGUUUGGCAAGUUCUGGCUUUGUACAGUGACUUUCCUCUGAUACUAGAAAGGUGCCACUUGCUCCCUGAAACAACACAAUAUGGCGACAAAUAUAAUCAAGUGGCUCCUGAGCCCAAAGAUAUUUUUACCAACAUAGAGGCUGUUCUCAAAGCAGAUCCCCCUUGGCUAAUGCAAGACCGAAUUUCCUUGCAACUAAACAGAACUGCCACCACACUCAGUGCGCUGCAGAUCCAGUACUCUAGUGAUGCUCAGGUCUCUUUACCAAGGGCAGAGAUGAGGCCAGUGAACCACAAAUGGACCAUGAUUUCCAGGGAUAACAAUACUAAGCUGGAACACACUGUUUUGGUUGGUGGGACCAUUGACCUAGACUGCCCAGGCCUGGGAGAUCCCACCCCACAUCUGGAGUGGGUUCUAGCUGAUGGAAGUAAAGUGACAGCCCCUUAUGUUAGUGAGGACGGACGAAUCCUAAUAGACAGAAGUGGAAAACUGGAGCUCCAGAUGGCUGACAGCUUUGACACAGGCACAUACCACUGCAUAAGCACCAAUUAUGAUGAUACAGAUUUUCUCACCUACAGGAUUACUGUGGUAGAGCCCUACAUCAAAGCCUACCAUGAAAAUGGUAUUCAUCACACAGCGUUCAUUGGUGAAACACUUGACCUCCCAUGCCAUUCUACUGGUAUCCCAGAUGCCUCUGUUAGCUGGGUUCUUCCAGGAAGAACUGUGCUCUAUCAGUCCUCAAGAGACAGACAAAUUCUCAACAAUGGCACACUAAGGAUAUUACAGAUCACCCCAAAAGACCAGGGUCAUUAUCGUUGUAUAGCAGCCAACCCAUCAGGUAUAGAUUUUCUGAUUAACAAAGUUUCAAUCAAAACAAAAGGGCAAAAGCCAGUGGACCAUGAUGUAGAAACAGAUGGCUCUGGACUGGAUGAGCCUAAUCCUGCUGCUCACUCUCAAGAGCCCCCAGUCGCCCAACCCUCUACAGCUGCUCCAGCGGGAGCUGCAGUGGGAUACCAAGCCUCCAGCACGAGCAAGAAGCACAACUACCGGGAACCAGUGCACCUGGGGCGUCGAGAUUCAACAAACCACCCCUUUAGGGAGCGCAGGAAGCAGUUCCCUCCCUCUGCUCAGAGAAUUGACCCACUACGCUGGGCAGCACUUUUGGAGAAAGCUAAAAAGAAUGCUGUGUCAGAGAGGAAGGAGAAAAGCACAACAAGGCCACCUGUCCUGGUCACCCAGCUCCUAGACAUACAUGGUGAGGAAGUGGACUCUUCAGGCCUGCUCCCUCCAGAUGAGGAAUUUAUGGUCCUGGCAACUGAAGUUCCCAGUGUUCUGGUAAGGACCAGGGCUGCCCACCCCAGGACAGUAUCUAACAGCCCUGUGACAAAUACAACAGCUGGCACCAAAGUCUCCCCCACGGCAAGUCCACAAACACUACCACCAGGGAAACCAGUAGAUUCCAAACGGUCUGCUGCUGCUGAAACUACAGCUGUGUCAACGGACGUAAACCCAGCCACAUCAAGCAAAAGGCAAGGCACAGCCAACCAAAAGGUACCCACCAUCUCUCCUCCGCUACCUGAAGCAACUCAUUUUCAUGGCAGUGAUGACAUGGGGAAGAGGAGAGAGCAUCUGGAAACUGCCCACCCAGUAACAGUGGGGACUGCAGCCAAAGAUGUCAAUAUCAAAAUGCUUCAUAGUGCUAACAGCAAAGCUGAUGUGUUCUCAGGGGCGGUAAGUGCCAUGGAGAGUCAUCAGACAUCCGUAACAGGAACCACUGAACCCAGGAGCAAUCGCAUCUCUUCUCCUGUGACACAAAAGCUUAGCACCUCUAAGCGCCCCUCGAGCACACACACUCCUGCACGUUCUCAGUUACAGAUUUCCAGAAAUAGUACAACUAACAUCCCUCUGUCUGGACGCUUUGGAAGACGGAGGAAAAUCUGGGGCAGGGGGCGAAUUAUCAGCUCAUACAGAACUCCACUUCUCCGACAGCACAGAUACAGCUUUGUGAGGCCAACUUUCAGAGGCUCUUCUGAAGAAAGUGCCAGUGCAUUUCCAGCCACAGGGCACAACAUGGGCUGCCCGUCCUGUUCUCCCAGAGAGAGGCUCACCACUUCCACAGCAGCAAGGCCUUUUCCAAGUUCUUUGCCCAUUUCCUCCACUAAAGCUGAAAUUGCCACAGUCACCGCAGCAGCAUCUACAACUCUAGUCCACAGUCCUUUGUUACCAUUUGAGAACAGACCAAAUGUAGACACUGAGAAAACAACACCCACGAUAAAAUAUUUCAGUGCUGAAGGUACACAAGUGACUCCAGCUGGUGCAGUCAUGACUCUUGCCAGAACAGCCCAGGUAUUUAUGGAAAAAGCUCACAUAAAAAAUAUUGUUUACCCAAGUGCAUCUAACACCGGUGAAGUUAAAAGAGAUUCAGUGAUUACACCACCUCUGCCAGGUCCCAGCACAAAGCCAUCUAUGCCUACUUCUAUAGCCAUUACAAGAUUUUCAAGAAGGAAAAUUCCCUGGCAUCAGAUUUUUGUAAACAACUAUAUGCAAAAAGGGAGGAUAAAGAGUCACCAUAAAUUUGGUUCACAAAAGAGCAGAAACACAGUGCUUGUUAAAAUACCCCCUGCUUUACCCAGGAAUAAAGUUUCCCCCACCUUCCCUAGCAUAACACUCUCAGCAGGUGUGAUGCAGAUUCUAUCAGUAACAUCAGCUGCGACUCACCACAAUCUCACUGCAACACACAGUCCUGUCAGUCUCCCACCAGUGAAGCAGCUGCUCUUCCCUCCUGUUCACACUAUACCUCCUAGUAUCUCAAUCAAAGAAUCAAGUACACAUUUCAUAUCAAUGCAGACAGCCACACUGACGACGCCCUCUACUGCCCCUGUGUCUAUCAUCAGUAAAACCCAAAUAAUCAGACCCAGGACACGAGAAGCCCAAAGGAAAAAGGAGCCUCAGGAGAACAGGAAUGACCCAAACACCUCUCCAAACCAGAGUUCUGGCUUCAGCACAUCCAGGGCUAUGACACCUCCUGAUCUCACUGCCCAUGAAACUUCAGCCCAGUCCAGUGUCUCUGUUUUCACUCAUUCUCCCAUAGAAAGUACAAAAGGAAUCUCAAGCAUAAUCGGUCUUCAUCCAAGAACACUUAACCUGACAGAUACAGGUGAGAGACUACCCCAAGAGAGCACUCAGACUUCGAGCACAGCUGCUUCUGAAGCCACCUUGUCCAGCAGACCACACCAGACUACACCUAGAGAUACGAUCCCUAGGCACUCAACCGUGCCACCCCUCCUGAGCAGCUGUGCUACUCCAGCACCCAUCCACACCUCCCUGCCUGUGAGUGAUCAAAGUGCAGUUAUGGGUAGCGUGGCAAGUCCCUCUUCCAGGAUAAUGACAAAUAUAAUGGUCAGGCCCCAAGAGUCCUCAGGGCACAAUGCUAAUCCACAGGAAUUAGCGGCAGAGAUUGCUACACCUCCCAAAGCUCACCCAAAUGCCAAAUACACAACGGGAACCACCCACUUUCUCUAUUCCAGUCUCUUACAGUCUACUCCUGUGCCAGCACUAACAAUAGUCAAACCACAGAGUUCUAAAUUGACUCCCUCUCCCUUGUCAGAAAACCACUUCUGGAACAAGUCAUACCGAGAAAUUGCUGAAAAAGGCAAAAAGUCAAUAGUGAGCAUGUUGCCCACCCCAGGCUUGCCAGAGGACACCACUCGUGUUUCAAACUGGGAUAUACAGGAGACUGCAAAGAAAAGUCGCUUUGAUGAGAUACCAGUUCAAAUAACAACUUCUGAACUCCUUCCCUUUGACUCUUUGUCCAGGAAUAUAUUCGAAAGGCCCAGAAUAGUUGGAGGAAAAGCAGCAAGUUAUACUGUUCCAGCUAACUCAGAUGCCUUUCUUCCUUGUGAGGCUGUUGGGAAUCCCCUCCCCACCAUCCACUGGACCAAAGUCUCAUCAGGACUUGAUUUGUCUAAAAGGAAAGAGAACAGCAGGUUCCAGGUGCUCCCCAAUGGCACCCUGGCCAUACAGGAGGUGGACAUUCAGGACCGUGGACAGUACCUGUGCUCUGCUUCCAAUCCCCUGGGCACAGACCACCUUCACGUCACCUUGUCUGUGGUUUCCUAUCCUCCCAGGAUCCUGGAGAGACGUAACAAAGAGAUCACAGUCCAUUCUGGAAGCACUGUAGAAUUGAAGUGCAGUGCUGAAGGUAGUCCAAGCCCUAUGAUUUAUUGGAUUCUCGCAAACCAAACAGUGGUCUCAGAAUCCUCUGAGGGGAAAAGGCAGGCCCUGGUGAAAUCUGAUGGAACGCUGGUCAUCCACAGUCUCAGCAUCUAUGACAGGGGCUUUUACAAAUGCAUGGCCAACAACUCAGCUGGCCAGGACUCACUGCUGGUUAAACUUCAAGUCAUUGCAGCCCCACCUGUCAUUCUAGAGCAAAAGAGGCAAGUCAUUGCAGGGAUGUGGGGUGAAAGUUUGAAACUGCCUUGUACUGCAAAAGGAACUCCUCAGCCUAGUGUCCACUGGGUCCUCACUGAUGGCACCAAAGUGACACCAUUACAGUCGAUCAAUUCCAAGUUGUUCUUAUUUUCAAAUGGGACACUGCAUGUAAGAAAUGUAGCUUCUUCAGACAGGGGCACUUAUGAAUGUAUUGCUACCAGCUCCACUGGCUCAGAGAGAAGGGUGGUAAUUCUUACAGUAGAAGAGCAAGAGACCAUCCCCAGGAUAGAAUCUGCAUCCCAGAAGUGGACUGAGGUGAACUUUGGGGACAAAUUACUACUGAACUGCUCAGCCAUUGGGGAACCCAAGCCCAAAAUAAUCUGGAGGUUACCAUCCAAGGCUGUCGUCGACCAGUGGCACAGAAUGGGCAGCCGGAUCCAUGUCUACCCAAAUGGAUCCCUGUUUAUUGGAUCAAUAACAGAAAAAGAUGGCGGUGACUACUUGUGUGUGGCAAGAAACAAGCUGGGAGAUGAUCUGAUACUGAUGCAUGUCAGUCUAAGACUGAAACCUGCCAAAAUUGACCACAAGCAACAUUUUAAAAAGCAAGUGUUUCAUGGAAAAGAUUUCCAAGUUGAUUGCAAGGCUUCUGGCUCACCAAUACCUGAGAUAUCCUGGAGUUUGCCUGAUGGAACUGUGAUAAACAAUGCAAUGCAAGCGGAUGACAGUGGCCACAGGACCAGGAGGUAUACCCUUUUUGACAACGGAACCCUAUACUUCAACAAAGUUGGGAUAGCAGAGGAAGGAGAUUAUACUUGCCAUGCCCAGAACACUCUAGGGAAGGAUGAAAUGAAGGUCCACCUAACGGUAGUAACAGCUGCCCCACGGAUUAGGCAGGGUUACAAGACCAACUCAAGAAUCAAGGCUGGAGACACAGCAGUCCUUGACUGUGAGGUCAUUGGCAAACCCAGACCAAAAAUAUUUUGGCUGCUGCCUUCCAGGGACAUGAUUUCAUUCUCUAAGGAUAGGUACACUUUUCAUGCCAAUGGGUCUUUGUCCAUCAGCAAAGUGAAACUGCUUGAUUCCGGAGAGUAUGUGUGCGUGGCCCGGAAUCCCAGUGGGGAUGACACAAAAAUGUACAAACUGGACAUUGUCUCCCAACCUCCAUUAAUCAAUGGUCUAUAUACAAACAAAACGGUCAUUAAAGCCACCGCUGUGAGGCAUUCCAAAAGACUCUUUGACUGCCGAGCUGAGGGAUCGCCGUCUCCCCAAAUCAUGUGGAUCAUGCCAGACAAUAUUUUCCUCACAGCCCCAUACUAUGGAAGCAGAAUCACGGUCUAUGGGAAUGGAACCUUGGAAAUUAGGAAUGUGAGGCUUUCAGAUUCAGCUGAUUUUAUCUGUGUGGCUCGGAAUGAAGGAGGAGAGAGUGUGCUGGUGGUACAGUUAGAAGUGCUGGAAAUGCUGAGAAGACCAACAUUCAGAUAUCCAUUCAAUGAAAAAGUAGUUGCCCAGAUUGGAAAGCCCACAGUACUGAAUUGCUCUGUUGACGGAAAUCCGCCACCUGAAAUGAUCUGGAUUUUGCCAAAUGGCACACAAUUUCCCAAUGAACCACAAAAUUCUCAGUACUUGAUAGCAAGCAAUGGUUCUUUUAUCAUUUACAAAACAACUCGGGGUGAUGCAGGAAAGUAUCGGUGUGCUGCCAGAAAUAAAGUUGGCUAUAUUGAGAAACUAAUUGUACUAGGAAUUGGCCAGAAGCCAGUUAUUCUUACUUAUGCAGUAGGAAUAGUUUACUGUAUCAGUGGAGACUCUCUUUCACUGCACUGUGUGUCUGAUGGAAGCCCUAAGCCAAAUAUCAAAUGGACUGUACCUAGUGGUUAUGUAAUAGAUAGGCCCCAAAGUAACGGAAAAUAUACAUUGCAUGAAAAUGGCACCUUAGUCAUCAAAGAAGCAACAGCUUACGACAGGGGAAACUAUAUUUGUAAGGCUCAAAAUAGUGUUGGCCAUGCACUGAUCACUGUGCCAGUAAUGGUUGUAGCCUACCCUCCCCGUAUUACAAAUCGCCCGCCCAGGAGCAUCCUCACGAGAACAGGAGCGGUCAUUCAGCUCCAGUGUGUGGCCCUGGGAGUCCCCAAGCCAGAAAUCACAUGGGAGAUGCCUGACCACUCCCUGCUGUCAAGGGCAUAUAAAGGGAGGGCCCAUGACAUUGAGCCUCCGCACCCACAAGGUACCCUAGUCAUUCAGAAUCCACAAACCUCAGAUUCUGGAGUGUACAAAUGCACAGCAAAGAAUCCGCUGGGUAGUGAUUAUGCAACAACUCAUAUUCAAGUAAUCUGACAUGAAAUAAAAUUAGUUGAACAAAGCCAAC
This is a messenger RNA of Manis javanica (Malayan pangolin), 7995 nucleotides long. It is a transcript of the gene IGSF10, whose product is annotated as immunoglobulin superfamily member 10. The record is from RefSeq and is a predicted model, not a curated record. Gene Ontology annotation, molecular function: cell-cell adhesion mediator activity. Lineage: Eukaryota; Metazoa; Chordata; Mammalia; Pholidota; Manidae. Gene Ontology annotation, cellular component: axon; plasma membrane. Gene Ontology annotation, biological process: homophilic cell-cell adhesion; axon guidance; dendrite self-avoidance.